AUGAUACCCGGAGGCGCGGGCAGUGCCUUAGAGCCUGCGUACCCCAUACGUAGAGUGGCACGCCCAUACGUGGGCUCCGUGCCCGCUAGCAGCGCACCCGGAAUGUUCUCUUCGUAUACUGGCAAGUCUACCUUUAGUUCAGGCAUUGGAGAGGGCGGGAUCGCCGGCGGUGGCGGAGACGCGCGAGUCGAUUCAGCGGAAAGCUCUCCUACAGAGAAUGAGGCGUUUACCAAGGAGGAUCGGAUGUUGCUUCGGCUGCUCUACCACCAACAGCAAGCCAUACAGGUGCAGUUGAACACCAUGACGGAGUGGAUGCAGCAGGUGAGCUAUCGUAUCGCCUCUCUCGAGCGGCUUUUCCGCCACGCGCGCUCCGCCCCGGCUGUCGGAGUGACCUCUAGCCUUACCGCGAGUGGCGGCGGCGGUGCCUCCACGUUAUCCGUGAGCGCAGCACUGCCACCGUCUCGCAGCGCCUCCGCAGCCGAGGGCUUGGGUUCCGUGGAGGCUCAACUUCAAGGAGCACAGCUCUACUCUUCUUCUCCGGCGCUUAGCGUGAGAGACGCGCCUCGGCCGCAACCGGGCUCUGCGCCAGUGAGUGUCUACCGCGGACAAGGCCUUCACCAGCACGUGGCCACGAGUGCGCCGCCGAUGUCAAGCGUACUGGAAAGCUCCUGCGCCUGCACCCCGCCAUCUGAGCAGACGAGGCACCAGACCGGUGGGGCGGGCGGUGGCAGCACCGUACUGAGCACUACCCGUUCCUUCGAAUCCGCUAUGGCACAGCCCUGGGACCCACACAACACCUCUCUGCAGUCUGGUAGUGGUGAGGCAGCUCACAGCCGCACCUCCUCGCACACGAGCGCGUUGGGUCGUCGUGCGAACCCUCUCUUGAGCUCGUCCACCAUCAUGAGCAAGCUACCCACCUCCACCUCGCGGUCAAACUGGGGUGACCUCAAGCAGCUGUCCCGGCUGGACGCGUCUGUUCCCAGUGGCACAGCGCAAACAUCCUUCUCCAGCGGGCUCACCUCGCUCGACACCCAACAGCCGCCAUCCUCACAGCAGCAGCAGCAGAGUCGCCAGCCGCCCGUUGUCAGCCCACCUACCGCCGUAGCCGUUCCGUACGCAUCGUCCUCUUUGUACACGUCAGCUGACGCCGUUGUCCCGCCGUACCGCCGGAUGCCACCAGAGCCGACGACGCGUCAACCCCUUAGUCGUGCUGCUGCUGCGACCGUAAUGUCUACCACCACGGCCAGCCGCGCAACUCCCUUCUCCAGUAAUACGGCGGAGGCGUUGCUGACAAGGCCGGGCCGGGAGGGGACGCUGCCGCCUGCGCAGAAUAGCAGCAUGACAACGAGCAGCAACCACGACAACGGACGUGGGCGCGCCGACACGGAGACUACAGCUGCAGGGGGGUCGCGGGAGGUGAGGGUCACCCACAGUGGCGCUGUCGCUAGCCAUCGAGACCUGAGCGCGGCCACCGAUCCCGCAGGUGGGACUGAUCAAGCCACUCGCCUGCAUGCUGAGGAGACGCGUGUGCCCCCUGCGUCGAACGACGACUCGCUCAGCGAUGGUUAUGGGAGCUAUGAGUCUCGCAUGUACAUGAAGAACUUGGGGCUUCUGUAG
Messenger RNA from Leishmania braziliensis MHOM/BR/75/M2904, 1617 nucleotides. RefSeq lists its product as hypothetical. NCBI's taxonomy places the organism in Eukaryota, Euglenozoa, Kinetoplastea, Trypanosomatida, Trypanosomatidae. Bases 1 to 1617 code for a protein of 538 amino acids. The record is from RefSeq and is a predicted model, not a curated record. The transcript has a single exon.